This is a messenger RNA of Ilex paraguariensis (yerba mate), 2052 nucleotides long. The record is from the annotation of a GenBank genome assembly. Lineage: Eukaryota; Viridiplantae; Streptophyta; Magnoliopsida; Aquifoliales; Aquifoliaceae.
AUGUCUUCUUCGAGGUCUCUCCGGUCGUCAAUCUCGCCGUUCCGGUCACGAAGUUUGACGCCGGGACCACCACCUCCUGCUAAACGGCCAUCCAAGACGUCGUCUAAGCCGCCUACUUCAAAGCUUCCUUCAAAGCCUUCGAUUUCUCCGCCGAUUUCGACAACUCCGUCAACGCCGAGCUUUGACCGGCCCGAUUCGAGUAAAGCUAAAGAGAAUGUGACGGUUACUGUCAGGUUUCGGCCUCUCAGUGCUAGAGAGAUCAGCAAAGGAGAUGAAUUAGCUUGGUAUGCUGAUGGAGACUAUACGGUUCGAAAUGAGUACGAUCAGAACUCUGCCUAUGGUUUUGACAGAGUCUUUGGUCCAGCAACAACUACUCGCCAUGUUUAUGAUGUUGCAGCCCGACAUGUUGUUAGUGGUGCCAUGGAAGGAAUUAAUGGUACAGUAUUUGCAUAUGGUGUUACUAGUAGCGGGAAGACUCAUACGAUGCAUGGGGAGCAAAAGUCACCUGGAAUCAUUCCGUUGGCUGUGAAGGAUGUGUUCGGUAAUAUACAAGAGACACCAGGGCGAGAGUUUCUUCUUCGCGUUUCCUAUUUGGAAAUAUACAAUGAGGUUAUCAAUGACUUGCUUGAUCCAACAGGGCAGAAUUUAAGAAUACGAGAGGAUGCUCAGGGAACUUAUGUCGAGGGCAUCAAAGAGGAAGUUGUGCUCUCCCCUGCUCAUGCUCUUUCAUUGAUAGCAUCUGGGGAAGAGCAUAGGCAUGUGGGUUCUAAUAACUUCAAUUUACUCAGCAGUCGAAGCCACACUAUAUUUACUUUGACCAUUGAAAGCAGUCCACGUGGGGGAAAUCAAGCGGAAGAGGUGACCUUAUCACAGCUGCAUUUAAUUGACCUGGCAGGAUCUGAAAGUUCUAAAACGGAGACGAUUGGGUUGAGGAGGAAAGAGGGUUCCUACAUAAAUAAAAGCUUGCUUACUCUUGGCACUGUUAUAUCUAAACUAACUGAUGGAAAGGCUAGUCAUAUUCCUUUCCGAGAUUCAAAACUUACACGUUUGUUACAGUCGUCCCUUAGUGGUCACGGACGGGUUUCUCUUAUUUGCACUUUGACACCUGCCUCUAGCAAUACUGAAGAAACACACAACACACUGAAGUUUGCGCAUCGUAGUAAAUAUGUUGAAAUCAGGGCUUCUCAAAAUAAGAUUAUCGAUGAGAAGUCCCUCAUUAAAAAGUAUCAGAGGGAAAUUUCCACUUUAAAACAAGAGCUCCAGCAAUUAAAGCAUGGCAUGAUGGAGAAUCCAAACAUGAUGGCACCUAACCAAGAUGAUCUGGUCAAUUUGAAGCUCCAGUUGGAAGCUGGUCAGGUCAAAUUACAGUCAAGAUUGGAAGAGGAGGAACAAGCCAAAGCAGCUUUGAUGGGAAGGAUUCAAAAAUUGACUAAACUAAUCUUAGUUUCCACAAAAAAUACACUUCCACCAAAUAUUCCUGGAAAAUCUGGCCAUAGGCGGAGGCAUUCUUUUGCGGAAGAUGAGCUAGCCUACUUGCCAGAUAGAAAACGCGAAUACAUCAUUGAUGAUGAUGCUGGAAGCAUUGAUUCUGAAAUUCCGGCUGAUGGAAGGAGUGACAUUACUAAUCUUGAUGAGCUGGUUAAAGAUUUCAAAAGGAACAAGAGGCGUGGAAUGCUUGGCUGGUUUAAACUAAAAAAGCCAGAAAAUGCUCUUGGAUUGUCACUUGGUGUUGAUUAUGAGAGCUCUGCAAGUGAUUCACCUGCAUCUUCUUCAAAAUCAUCACAAAACAAAGUCAUGUUUAGUGAUGUGAAGGGUGGACAGAGGAAAUCAGUCAGUGGAAGUGGAGAUGAUCCAUCAGUUGUUGACUCAUUCCCGGAAAGAACCCAAGCAGGUGACUUGUUUAGUGCAACUGUUGGAGGUCGGCGUUUGCCUCCGAUAGUUUUGUUAGCUGGAAAAUUGUUAAUGUUGGUUGAAAAUAGACUGCAUGUUCUACUUCCUUCGUCUUCCCUUCCUACUCCUGCACACUCCCUGGUUUUCACUCCUAGACUUUAG